CUUCUUGUAUGUGUAGUUUCUUUGACAGCCUUAUUCAAGCACAUUGGGAGUGUUGAUGAACCAAGCACAGAUGAGUUUAUUCGUGAGAAGGUUUUAACCUUUAUUCGAGAGAAGGUGUUUCCAAUUAAAUCCGAACUUUUGAAGCCUCAGGAGGAAAUGGAAAGGCAUAUUACUGACUUGAUAAAAAAGAGUUUAGAAGAUGUAACUGGGGCAGAAUUUAGAAUGUUUAUGGACUUCUUAAAAAGUUUGAGCAUAUUUGGGGAGAAAGCUCCUCCUGAACGCAUGAAAGAACUAAUUGGUAUUAUUGAAGGACAAGCUGAUUUAGAUGCCCAAUUCAAUGUUUCAGAUGCAGAUCAUAUUGACAGGUUGAUAUCUUGCUUGUUCAUGGCUCUGCCAUUUGUUGUGAGGGGUGCGUCAAGCAGCAAAUUCCUCAACUAUUUGAACAAACACAUCCUUCCUGUUUCAGAUAAGCUUCCUGACGAACGAAGGCUAGAUUUGCUCAAAGCCCUUGCAGAAGUUUCACCUUACACAACUCCACAAGAUUCACGUCAGAUUCUUCCUUCUGUUGUUCAGCUGUUAAAGAAAAACAUGCCUCGGAGAAAGACUGGAGAGGAGUUUAACUUCACUUAUGUAGAAUGCUUGUUGUACACAUUUCACCAUCUUUCUCACAAGGUUCCAAAUGCUACUAACAGUCUAUGCGGUUACAAGAUAGUGACUGGACAACCAUCUGAUAGGCUUGGGGAGGACUUUUCGGAGCAGUAUAAGGAAUUUACUGAGAGGUUGAGUUAUGUUGAGGAGUUAACUAGGGCUACUAUGAAGAAAUUAACCCAGGGGAUGGCUGAAAAGAACAAAGCUAUGGCAGCUGCAAAAUCUGACGAAGCGAAGGAUAGCAUUAAAACUGAAAAGCAGAAUACUACAACUGGGUUGCGAACCUGCAAUAACAUAUUGGCAAUGACAAAGACUCUGCAUUCAAAAACACCCUCAUUUAUUGGAGACAAGAGUAUCAACCUAUCUUGGAAAGAAGCGACAAAACCUGCUGUGCCCUCUAACACACCUGCUACAGGAACAAAACGACCUGCUAAUCCUGCCAAUGGAUCUGGGAAUAUGGCUUCAAAGAAAAGCCGUGGAGGUGGCGGUUUACAAAAUCAGCUUGGCAAUAGAGCAUUUGAAGGUUUAUCUCAUGGCGGAAGAAGCGGGGGUGGGGGAAGGAGCAGAGGCAGAGGGUGGGGUGGACGUGGAAGGGGAAGGGGUUACAGGUAGCUUCGCAGUGAGAAAAUUCUUGGAAAUCAGGAUGGUGAGAGAUGCGCCGCAGGAAUACGUAUAUGAGUAUGUGAUGUAUUGAAUUCUUCUCUUAGGAACAAGUUUUGUUUCAUUGAGGAAGCUGAUUAGUUAUAGAUUCAUUGUGGAUUAACAGUACUUAUUGUGUUCCUCUGGAACCCUGUCCAAGAAGAACGGCUACUGGAUUAGUGCCUCUGAGUUGUCAAUCCCCUAAGAAAAAAUUAUGCAGCAGCCCGGGACUAUUCCAGGAAUCUGUCCAUACUUUUAAGUGCAUCCAUGUUGUGUUUAUUACAGUGAAGAUUGCUUUCAGGGGAAUACUUAUAAUACUGAUAAUUAGUGUAUCACUUUGUUAUUAUGGCUUUCAGAUUAUGACAUUGACCUCAGACUGAUAGAUGUUGCUUUUAUCUCAUCUGUAUUGUUUAAUCAAAGACCCCUUACUGUUGCAUAA
Molecule: messenger RNA, 1726 nt
Organism: Prunus avium (sweet cherry)
Lineage: Eukaryota; Viridiplantae; Streptophyta; Magnoliopsida; Rosales; Rosaceae
Source: RefSeq, a predicted model, not a curated record